AAAGGCUUAUCAGUUUUAGUUCUAGCAGAUUAUGAAGAAUAAAAAAAAUUAUUUUUUUUUUCAAAGAUUAUAUGAUACAAAUGCAGCUUUAGAUGAUACAUAUGAUGAUAAUACAGAAGAAAAACAGAAGGAAGAAGAAAAUGAAGAUUGUAAGAGUGAAGAAAAAAUGCAUACUAAAACUCUUCUUCUCGAUGCUAAGUUAGGAAAUGCAGCGAAGAAACCAUUUAAGAAGAAGGAAGCAUCUGAGCAUGAAAAAGUGCCAGUAGAUAAGAAAGUUAAGACUGAAAGCUCAGCAGUCAAAGAAAAACCUGGAAAAAGAUUAUAUGAGAGGAGAGCAUCUGGGUUUAAUCUAAAUGCUAGAGAAGUGCAACCAAUAAAGAAAAUUAAGACUGAAAGCCAGAAUACACAAUCAGGAGAAGAUUAUCCACUUAGUAAUAUCAAGGAUUGGGACCCAGAUGAGAAUCUUCUCAACCCUAGCAGCACCUUUGUGAGAGAUCCUGAAACACCACCUACCGGUACUUCAACUGAUGCCAGUUUAUUGAGUACAGUCACAUUAAGGGGUAUCAACUGGUACGCCACAGGUAUCUGGAGUCCUACAACAAUAUUAAGAGAUUGGAACCUGUCAGGUGAACAGCCUGCCAACAUGGCUGGCUGGGAUGAGCAAGAUGAACAGCCUGACAUAUUUAAUGAACAAAUUGAUGAACAGCAUAAUGUAGAUGAACUGGCAUUAUUAUUAUAUGACAUUAAUGUUUUUAUUCAAGAGGAUAAUAAAUGAUUUAAUUUCAUUCCAUUAUUGGGUCUACUCUGACAUAUAAUGAAUGUAUAUGAGAAAUUAUAAAACUUGUUUUGUCCUUGAUAUACAUUGCUUUGAAAAUAUCAUA
This is a messenger RNA of Ruditapes philippinarum (Manila clam), 881 nucleotides long. RefSeq lists its product as uncharacterized. Bases 32 to 775 code for a protein of 247 amino acids. Lineage: Eukaryota; Metazoa; Mollusca; Bivalvia; Venerida; Veneridae. The record is from RefSeq and is a predicted model, not a curated record. The transcript is spliced from 4 exons.